This is a messenger RNA of Choloepus didactylus (southern two-toed sloth), 1302 nucleotides long. Its product is annotated as aldo-keto reductase family 1 member C1 homolog. Gene Ontology annotation, biological process: steroid metabolic process. The record is from RefSeq and is a predicted model, not a curated record. Gene Ontology annotation, molecular function: ketosteroid monooxygenase activity; steroid dehydrogenase activity; aldose reductase (NADPH) activity. Bases 118 to 1089 code for a protein of 323 amino acids. Lineage: Eukaryota; Metazoa; Chordata; Mammalia; Pilosa; Megalonychidae. Gene Ontology annotation, cellular component: cytosol. The transcript is spliced from 9 exons.
GAACAGUGCAUUUGGGGAGUUGCCUUUGCUUUAGGGCGUUGUCUUAAUGUUGUUCAUAAAUCUGCUGGAGAAAGAGGAGAGAAAGCAGUCUCUGCUUAUUCUGAAGACUGAGAGGCAAUGGAUCACAAGCAUCAUUGUGUGCCACUGAAUGAUGGUCACUUCAUUCCUAUCCUGGGAUUUGGCACCUAUGGAACUGCAGAGGUUCCUAAGAGUGAAGCAGAGAAGGCCACCAAGAUAGCUAUUGAUGCCGGGUAUCGCCAUAUUGAUGCUGCCUACCUGUAUGAAAAUGAAGAGGAGGUUGGACGGGCCAUCCGGAGCAAGAUUGCAGAUGGCACUGUGAAGAGAGAAGACAUAUUCUACACUUCAAAGCUCUGGAUCACUUUCCUUCGACCAGAGUUGGUCCGUCCAGCCUUGGAAAAAUCACUGAAAAAACUCCAGCUGGACUAUGUCGACCUCUACAUUAUGCAUUUCCCAUCAGCUCUGAAGCCCGGGGAGGAUCUUUUUCCUAAAGAUGAAAAUGGAAAGACCAUAUUCAACACAGUGGAUCUCCGUGCCACGUGGGAGGCCCUGGAGAAGUGUAAGGACGCAGGAUUGACCAAGUCCAUCGGCGUGUCCAACUUUAACCACAAGCAGCUGGAGAGGAUCCUGAACAAGCCAGGGCUCAAGUACAAGCCCGUCUGCAACCAGGUAGAAAGCCACCCUUAUCUCAGCCAGAAAAAACUGUUGGACUUCUGCAAGUCAAAACAUAUUGUUCUCGUUGCGUAUAGUCCUCUGGGAUCCCACCGAGACCUAAGAUGGGUGGACCAGAACUCACCUAGGCUUUUGGAUGACCCAGUUCUCUGUGACAUCGCCAAAAAGCACAAGCGCACCCCAGCCCUGAUUGCCCUUCGCUACCAGAUCCAGCGUGGGGUCGUGGUCCUGGCCAAGAGCUUCAAUGAGAAGCGGAUCAGAGAGAACAUGCAGGUUUUUGAUUUCCAGCUGACACCAGAGGACAUGAAGGUCUUAGAUGGAGUAAACCGAAAUCUUCGCUAUGUUAAUUAUGAUUUUGCCAUUGGCCACCCUGAGUACCCAUUCACUGAAGAAUAUUAGCAGGGAGCCCUCCGCCAUGCCUUCUACCAGGAGCUCCUGUGUGUGCAGAGCGAUGCGAGAAAUGUCUCAGAUGCUGGUGAUUAGCGGCAUCACCUCUGAUUAAAUCUAUGCUGCCAAGCAACUCACACUCACCUAGAGUCAACUCUAUAGGAAAGCAUUAAAUACAUAUGGCUUUGAAAAAAUAAUACAUAAAAAUUUAAUUUUGUCCAAAUA